AUAACGAUUUAAUUCUCACUGAGACGGCUUGUGCGGGUGCGCGAGGUCCUUUCAUUAUGAUCUGGGGAAAAUACGAACAGUGAUUGGUCUAUUUUUGGUUUGGGAAUCUCUUUUGUGUCAUUUAUUAUUUUAUUACCAGAAGAAGCUCUGCAGGGGCACACCGGUGACCAGAUCACCUGUCGUCCUGCACAAACACACAGCUCCCGGUUUGAAGCUGUCAUCCUGCUGAAUCGCCUCCUCUGCUGAUCGGAUCCACCGAUAACUUCACCUGGAAGCAAGUUCGUAUGUGGCAAGCAAACUGCAGACGAAUGCAUAACCUGGCAGACUGGAUUUCGGAAUGACUGAUUGAUUUUCUCCUUGGUGUGGCAUGUAGGGACAGUGAUGGGAGGCUGUGUGGGGAGGAGUAGGAUGGAUGGACAAGGGAGUGCCCGCAGCUCGACAAGGAGCAAAAAACGUGGAGGACGCAAUGAGCCCCUCAAGAAGGAGCGGCCAAAGUGGAAGAGUGAGUACCCGAUGACGGAGGGCCAAUUGAGGAGCAAGAGGGAUGAGUUCUGGGACACGGCCCCGGCCUUUGACGGACGGAAAGAGAUCUGGGACGCACUCAGAGCAGCCGCCCUGGCAGCAGAGUGCAAUGACCUGGAGCUAGCCCAGGCUAUAGUGGAUGGAGCCUGCAUUACUCUUCCUCAUGGCUCUCUCACAGAAAGCUAUGAUGAACUGGGAAACCGCUACCAGCUGCCCGCCUACACUUUAGCCCCGCCUGUCAACCUUAUCAGUGAAUCGUCCACUGACUGCAAAGUGUCCGACUCCACACAGAAACAAAAUCAACCCCCUCUGUGCAGGCAAGAAUUCCAGCUGCGGGUUCGAUUGUCAUCAGGGAAGGACGUGCGUCUGACAGCCAGCAUGGCCGACUCCAUCGCCGAGCUUAAGAAACAAUUAGAGGAGCAGGAAGAAAUCGACGUGACCCGCCAGAGGUGGUUCUUUUCCGGGAAGCUCCUGACCGACAGGACUCGCCUGCAAGACGCCAAGAUCCAGAAGGACUAUGUUGUCCAAGUGAUCGUCAACACGAACCCUUCAGUUAUAGCUAACUGAGGACUGAGGAUUAUUAAAGGACGUGCCAGGAUUAGGAGUAGGGUUUGAAAUCACUUUCCGGUUGGUACUGCAGUGGAAUUUUGUGUACAUUUUUAUAUAAGAACUUAUUGCUUUUAUAUUGCUCCUUUUUGUAUUUUUUCCUCUUUCCAAGCGAAGUAAGAAAAUUGAAAAGCACUGAAAACACUUUAGAGUAGAAGUAGAGUCCUGAGAUGCACAUCCGAGUGUCCGUCCAUGCGUCCUGCUGUCUUCCUGUUUCGUGUGGACAUCCACUCACAGCUCUAUUGUUUACACUGGUCCCUCUCAUUGUCAUGUGUGUGUGUCCUUGUGCUGAAUUAAUAAACAAAAUAUAAUUAAUACGGGGAUCUGAGUAAGGAACAUCCAAUCUCUCUUUAUUCUUUUUCUUUCUGUUGAAGAUUUCUGUCAUGCCAUUUCAGAAGUAGGGUGGUACAGUCGAAAGAAAACUGUAAAUAUCAGUUUCUUCUUUGUGUUUUUUGGUCAUAUAUAUAUAUAUAUAUAUAUAUAUAUAUAUAUCUGUGUUCACUUCACUCUACAGUUUCUAUCCACAGCUGUAUAUUCAUAACAAAGACACAGAAUGUAACGACGGCACCUUUCUAAAAGGUCAUAGGAGACGAUCGAACCUGUUCUUUUUAUUUCAUCACUCCAGCCCAGUUCAUGUAGUUGUAUGUACAAUAUGAUGCUCACUGUACUUGAAUAAAUGAUCAUUAAAUAUUGUAAAUGUAAA
Messenger RNA from Labrus mixtus (cuckoo wrasse), 1831 nucleotides. RefSeq names its product ubiquitin domain containing 1a (gene ubtd1a). NCBI's taxonomy places the organism in Eukaryota, Metazoa, Chordata, Actinopteri, Labriformes, Labridae. Gene Ontology annotation, molecular function: protein binding. The transcript has 5 exons. Bases 382 to 1089 code for a protein of 235 amino acids. The record is from RefSeq and is a predicted model, not a curated record.